AGUGCCCCGGUGACCCGGAAGUCGCCGGGCGCCGUGACCAAGAUGGCGGUGAUCGGGCUGUUUCGAAGCCUGUUCCAGGUUAAUCGAAUUCCAGUUUUGAAUUAUGCUAGCCACAAUAUGUUAACAAUACACCUUUGCAGUAAAAGGCCAGCAUUGACACUGUCAGCAGGAAUCCAUUUGGGGUCUCCACACUAUAUCACAGCUCCCCUGGCAGCAGUAACAGAUGAGCCUGAUACACUGUACAAGAGGAUCUCUGUGUUGGUGAAGGGCCAUGAUAAAUCUGUACUGGAUAGCUAUGAAUAUUUUGCCACACUUGCUGCUAAAGAACUGAAUAUCACUGUUGAUAAAGUGUAUGAGCCUGCAAGGAAAAUUGAUAGAAUGACACUUCUCAAAUCUGUUCACAUUUUCAAGAAGCACAGAGUUCAGUAUGAGAUGAGAACACACUACAGAUGCAUAGAGAUCAAACAUCUGACUGGAAGCACUGCUAAUGUGUAUUUGGAAUAUAUCCAACGCAAUCUUCCAGAAGGGAUUGCUAUGGAGGUGACCAAGACCAUAUUAGAAAAGCUACCAGAACAUAUUAAAGAACCUGUUUGGAACAUGCAUUCUUCUAAAAAUGAAGGAAAACCAGACAGUUAAAGCCAAUGGAAAUUCUCAUGUAACUGUUUAUGACAUUUUUAAAUUAAAAUAGCUCACUAAAUGCUA
Carcharodon carcharias (great white shark) is the source of this 702-nucleotide messenger RNA. RefSeq names its product mitochondrial ribosomal protein S10 (gene mrps10). Bases 43 to 636 code for a protein of 197 amino acids. Gene Ontology annotation, molecular function: structural constituent of ribosome. The transcript is spliced from 7 exons. The record is from RefSeq and is a predicted model, not a curated record. NCBI's taxonomy places the organism in Eukaryota, Metazoa, Chordata, Chondrichthyes, Lamniformes, Lamnidae. Gene Ontology annotation, biological process: translation. Gene Ontology annotation, cellular component: mitochondrial small ribosomal subunit; ribosome; mitochondrion.